Syngnathoides biaculeatus (alligator pipefish) is the source of this 3011-nucleotide messenger RNA. RefSeq names its product hyccin PI4KA lipid kinase complex subunit 1 (gene hycc1). Lineage: Eukaryota; Metazoa; Chordata; Actinopteri; Syngnathiformes; Syngnathidae. The coding region runs from base 237 to 1742 and encodes 501 amino acids. The record is from RefSeq and is a predicted model, not a curated record. Gene Ontology annotation, biological process: protein localization to plasma membrane; phosphatidylinositol phosphate biosynthetic process. Gene Ontology annotation, cellular component: plasma membrane. The transcript has 11 exons.
UUUGCUUCCGUUGAGUGUGAGAGAGCUCUCGCUUAAAGAUGGUUUGACUCAUCCAUGGCUUGACUGAGGAAAGUAAACCAAGAUGAAGGAGCGUGUCUUCUGUACUACUGUAGGAAAUUAAACAGUAAGCGAAGUGACGUUUGUUUACUUCUUGUCGGGACCCAAGAGGACGACACUCCCAGGAGCUUCACUCGAUAGCAUGCCAGUAGAGGUGACACCUCUUCAAAUGCAGGAACAUGUUGGCGAUGGACCAAGGAGUGGUGGAGGAAUGGCUGUCAGAAUAUAAGACCCUGCCUGACAGUGCUGUGUCAGCCUAUGCUGCAUCACUUAAAGAAAGAGGUGCCCUCGUCCCUGCACUCUAUAAGGUCAUCCGGGAGAACUACAGUGAACUGCUAGAGCCUGUGUGUCACCAGUUGUUUGAGUUUUAUCGGAGCGGUGAGCCUCAGCUUCAGCGUUUCACUCUUCAGUUCCUUCCAGAGCUCCUGUGGAGCCUGCUGUCUGUCAGCGCAGCCAGGGACCCACACACCUCAGGCUGCAUCGAGGCCCUGCUGCUGGGCAUUUACAACCUGGAAAUAGUUGAUAAAGAUGGGCAGAGUAAAGUGUUAUCCUUCACUGUUCCGUCCCUCUCCAAGCCCUCGGUGUACCACGAGCCAUCCGCCAUCGGCUCCAUGGCCCUGACCGAAGGGGCUCUUGCCACACAUGGUUUGAGCCGAGUUGUGUACAGUGGGCCAUUCCUUCAGAGAGAGAACUUUACUGCACAAAACAGAUUUGAGGUGCUGUCCUUCCUGUUGCUGUGCUACAACUCUGCUCUUAGCUACAUGAGCUCUUCUUCCCUCCAGUCACUCUGCCAGAUCAGCUCCAGACUGUGCAUCUGUGGUUACCCACGACAACAGAUACGGCGCUAUAAAGGUAUUAGCACACGGAUGACGGUUACAUCGGAGUUCUUGGUUCAACUCCUCACCGGGAUCCACUAUGCAUUGUGUAACGGGGAAGCGGAACUUGGAUCCAAGGCCCUGGAUGACGUCCUGUAUCGGGCCCAGCUGGAGUUGUUCCCUGAAGCUCUGUUGGUGGGUAAUGCCAUCAAGUCGACGCAGCAGGGCGCAGCUCUGAAAAGCAACACCAAAGAGGGUGCACGUAGUAUCCAGGUGGAGAUUACACCCACUGCCUCCAGGAUCUCUCGAAAUGCUGUCACUUCCCUCUCUAUAAGGGGGCACCGCUGGAAAAGACACGACGCAGUGGAUCUGGGUUCCCCGGAUGACCUGAUUGAUAUCGCCGAGGCGGAUGAAGGCCUGUGGCCGGGUGGGGGAGCGCCUGACGCAAACCCGCCCACCAUCACGAUCAGCAACAGUGUGACCACGUUAAACCUGGGCGCGAAGGCCAUGAAGAAGUGUCGUCUUGGCGGGCGCGGUAGCAAGGACAAAGAGGCGAGCCUGCUUUCGACCAGUCGGACGGCCAGCGAGAGCGCCGAGGUAUCCCUCAAGCGCCUCACGCUCACUUCGAGCCAAUCGGUGCCGAAAGCGGGAGCCCUCACCAGCCUGACGCGCACCGCCAGCGCCGUGUUCUCCCGUUCAUUUGAGCAGGUCGCCGCCGGUACCGCCCCGCCCUCCGGCAACCACACUGCCUCGGAAGCCGGCCGUUAUUCAUGCAGCCUGCAGGAGGAGGGGACGGGCUAUUUAAAUCCGGGGGCCAACCACACGCAGCGUUCGCCUAGCGUCAGCGUGCACCUCGGCUCGGACCUGUGAAAUGUUUUCACGAUGAACCUUCGGAUCUGAUCCUGUGAUUCUGCACCAGUAACCUGGAACUGUAAGCCAUGCCAACCGCAAGGGACCACAAAUGUUUAGAUUUUUUUGUCUCUCUCUCACCUCUCACUCUCAUACUUAAACUGUGUGGCAUUGUUUUCUCUGCCGAAAAGCAGCCAAACGGGGGAAGAUGACAAGUCCCCUUGCAGUUUUCUUUAACUCAUUGGUUGUGCACCGAUUCCAUGUCGGGAACAAAUUGGAACCUGUUGACGGUACAGUAGGUACAUUUUAAAGCUCAUCUCCAAACACCGUGUGCAAAAGUGUUUGGAAAUUAUUUUUAAGCGACAUGUUGCCUUUGCAUGCCUUUUCCAUAUGUUCACCUUUACCUUCCCUCCAGUCUGUGGGGGUAGAUGUGUGUGUGUGUGUGUGUAUAUGCGCGUGUUUAAGUAUGUAUGCACAGUGUGUAUUUUUUUUUUUUUUAAAUGGUUUAUUUUUAGCAUAAAAGCUGCUGAUUGAAUGGUGGGGUAACUGAUUCAAAAAGAAAACACUCCUUCCCCGUAGCAAUAUAAAUCUUACCUUCAGUGUUUGGGCAAAUAUUUAAACUUAAACGUUGUGGUCUGUUUGCACUUUGAUCCAGUGACAGAUGUGAUUCUUGAUUUAAAAAAAUCUACAUUCUUCCGAAACGAGUGUGACGAGAAAAAAAAAAAAGCGCCAUGAUAUAAAUAUUUUAGUGUUUACAAUCGCACAGUAUUGUCGCUAUUAUGAGCAAUAACAACUCCCUCGAACAAAGUAAAACAGAUUAAACCUCAAAUUACUUAUAGACCUUUUGAUAUGGUUACAAAGUAUUGUUUUGCACUUGAAAGGUUGAUUACAUAUAGUAGGUUUAUAAAAGAGUAAUUUUCAAACAAUAAUCUAAAAAGAAGGUAUGCCCCCCCCCCAUAAGAAAAGAUAUGGAUUUAUCUCAUCUAGUCGCCAUACCCGGUAUUUGUAGUAUUUCAGCAUUGUUUUCUACGUCCCACCUUCAGCCCAUCGUCGCGCGUCAUUGGGGCAAACACUAACGCCACCUCCACUCAGUGUAAACUGCCGUUUGUAUGAAAUGAUGUACAUAAAUUGGUUGGACAAUCAUUGUGUUUCAGUAUGUUGGUUUACAGCUCGUGACUGAUUUCUGCUUUUGUUGUAUGUCAUAUUGUUCUAAAGAUGUUUUUAUUGAUCUUUUUAUAUGUCCGAGGAUGUGCAGCUCAGUGUUUUCUGGAAAUAAAGUUUUUCUUUUGA